This is a messenger RNA of Belonocnema kinseyi, 1760 nucleotides long. It is a transcript of the gene Pgls, whose product is annotated as 6-phosphogluconolactonase. Lineage: Eukaryota; Metazoa; Arthropoda; Insecta; Hymenoptera; Cynipidae. The record is from RefSeq and is a predicted model, not a curated record. Gene Ontology annotation, biological process: carbohydrate metabolic process; pentose-phosphate shunt. Gene Ontology annotation, molecular function: 6-phosphogluconolactonase activity. The transcript has 4 exons. The coding region runs from base 197 to 958 and encodes 253 amino acids.
GAAAGUUUUGAAUUAUACGUGAGUGGGAGUUUGCACAUCAGUGUGUGCAUACUUCUAGCAAAGGAAAAGUGUUCAUUUUCUAUGAUUUUCUAUUCUCCAUGGGAUCAUGCUACAUUUAUUUGCCAAGGUCAUCCUUGUGAUUUUUGAUGAUAGUUCGAAGUUAGUCUCCGGCAGACAAUAAAGAAGUUUAUUAAAGAUGACUAAAAUAUUAAUUGAAGCUGACACUACUGGUAUUGUGCAACAAUUAGCUACUCUUGUAGAAAAAAGUGCAAACGAUGCGAUUUCCAAUGAUGAUAUUUUCAAAAUUGGUUUGUCAGGUGGAUCCAUGGUCAAGUUUUUGGUCGAUGGCUUAUCUACAAUUUCCACUGAUUGGAGCAAAUGGCGCUUUUUCUUUUGCGACGAAAGAAUCGUCUCGUUUGAUCAUGCUGAAUCGACAUAUGGGAUGUACAAAAAGAGCUUAAUAGGAAAAAUACCGGUCUCUGAGGAUCAGUUCGUAAAAGUAGAUCCAGAACUCUCAACGGAAGAAGCAGCAAAGGACUACAUUAAAAAAAUGUCUGUUUAUUUCCCACCGGACUGUGUACCAAGGUUCGAUGUGUUGUUACUGGGAAUGGGGCCAGAUGGUCACACUUGCUCACUCUUCCCCAACCAUCGUCUGUUAGAGGAAACAAGUCUUUGGGUCUGUGCCAUUAACGAUUCGCCCAAGCCUCCUUCGUCGAGGAUCACAUUAACAUUUCCAGUUAUAAACAAUGCCAGGGUUUGCAUUUUUGCUAUCUCAGGAGAAAGCAAGAAGACUAUGGUUAAGCGUAUCUUGAAAGAUAAGGAAAACUUGCCAGCGACGAGGGUUCAACCUGUUGACGGAUCCCUCUACUGGAUUCUGGACCAAGAUGCAGCAAAGCUGUUGGACCAAGUUUCACUGCAGAGAAUAGAGGACUCUGAUAACAUUCCACAUUCUAACUAAUUAUUUUCUAUACACACGUGCAAAUAAUAAUUUUGUAUAACAUGACUAAUUAUUAGGUAGGUAAUUAAUUUAACACAAAUAUCAAAUUAUCGAGCGUAUAGAUUCCAUUCAAUUUGAAGUACAGUGAGCACUGUCUAAACGAGUAAGUCAUAUAUUUUACUACAAUUUGAGCUUUAAACAACACGCUACUUUGACUUGUGAAAAUUUAUUUGUAAUCGCAAGUUUUGCUACUUACCUUGACUUUGGCUCUUUUGCAAGCUACUGACAGUCAUCAUUGAAAAAAGGCGAGUGGAUUUUAUUAAACAGAGAUUUCGGACUUUUUGCUGCCUUAUUACGAAUUUAUAAAAUUCUACGAUACGAAUAUCACUACAAAAAAUCGAAUCUCCAAUGUUACUUUCUCUUAUUGACAUUAAGAUUCUCAGUCAAAUUGAAAAUUAGAGUAGUUAGUACGGCACAAUUAGAACACCCUUUUUUAGCCCCCGUGGCCUGAGAACGAAAAUAUGUUAUAUUUUUUUAUUAUUUUUUUAGUGCACACUAUAAACAGACUGACCAAGUUUCCUUCUUAGAUACCAAAGAUGGUACGUUUUUCAAUUCAAAAUACUUACAUGUAUGAAUUGCGUAGGGAGGGAGAAAAACACGAGUUAUAUAUUUGUUUUAAUCGCAUUCAGCGUCCUGAUCUAUCGUAUUGCAUUAAGGAUUUAUGGCCUUCUCAAAACUAGCAUCGCAAAUGCUGUGUACUUUAUUAUCGAUAAAUGUGUUGUAAGUGACGCAAGAUGGAAAUAUAAUUGCUGAAUUGAAUGUA